Messenger RNA from Camellia sinensis, 3846 nucleotides. RefSeq names its product putative disease resistance protein At4g27220. Lineage: Eukaryota; Viridiplantae; Streptophyta; Magnoliopsida; Ericales; Theaceae. Gene Ontology annotation, molecular function: ADP binding. The record is from RefSeq and is a predicted model, not a curated record.
AAAAACAAAAUUCCAACAAUUAAAAGGGAAUAAAGAAACAAAGGUCCAUAGCUUACGGGUAAAGUGUAAAAUCACCGGAGAGUUAGAGAGAGCGGUAAAAGACGCAGAGACGCAGAGAGGGGCAAAGAAACUAAGGUUAGAGUGAGUCCUUCAACCUCGUGAAUAUGCCUUGAAUUUCGGAGCUGUCCAUUUCAAACGCUAAGCCACCAUGGAAUACGCUGCUGUUGGCCCAGUAGCUGGAAAAUUUGGGGUAUAUGCAGCUGAAAAAGUUGAAAAGAAAUUUGGUUACUUCAAAGACUACAAGACCAAUGUAAAGAACUUGAAAAAGGAAGUUCAGAAUCUCCAGGAUAAGAAAAAAAGGGUGCAACGACAAAUUGAUGCCGCAAUAAGCAACUUAGAAAUCAUUGAAGAUGAUGUUCAAAAUUGGGUUGGACAAGUGGAUGAAAUCACAUCAGACACUGAUAAAUUUUUGGAAGCUGAUCAAGAGAAAGCCAAUCACAGGUGCUUCAAUGGGUGGUGUAUUAACUUGUGGGCACGGUACAAGUUUGGUAAAGAAGCAUUCAAGAAAGCCAGAGAAAUUGAAAAGCUCCAAGAAAAAGCCAACUUCGAAACUGUGUCAUACACUACUCCUUUGCCGGAAAUAGAGUCAUCUUCCUCAACCAAAAAUUUCACAGCGUUUGAAUCCAGGAAGUCACUGGUGAAGGGAAUUAUGGAGGCUCUAGAUGAUGAGAACACCAGCGUGAUCGGGAUAUGUGGGAUGGGAGGCGUUGGUAAGACAACAAUAGUGGAAGAAGUUUGCAGACAAGCUAAAGCAGAGAAGAAAUUUGAUAAGGUUGUAAUGGUGGUCGUGUCACAAACUCCAAACGUGGUGAAGAUCCAAGGAAAAAUAGCCCACGAAUUAAACCUGGUUCUUGAAACUAGGGAUGAGUCGGAGAGACCGCAAGCAUUGUGGGCGAGAAUCAAGGCAGAGAAGAAGAUUUUGGUAGUACUGGACGAUAUUUGGGACAAACUUGACCUGAUUGAGAAGGUUGGUAUUCCUUUCGGGGAGGACCAUAAGGGUUGCAAGAUCCUGCUUACCUCUCGAAGAAAAGAUGUCUACAACAAAAUGAAUGCUCAAAAGAUUUUCUCCAUAGAGGUGUUAGAUGAAGAAGAAGCAUGGAUACUUUUCAGUGGGACAGCAGGUGAAAUUGUUGACUCUACUGAUUUGAAUCCUAUAGCCAGAGAGGUGGCUAGGGAAUGUGGUGGCUUGCCAAUUGCCAUUGUAACAGUUGGAAGAGCUCUCAUGAAAAAUCAAAGCAAGGACGUGUGGAUUGAUGCAGCUCGACGGCUAAAAAAGUCUGUCCCAACAAAAAUUGAAGGAAUGGAAGCAUAUGUAUAUUCUUCUCUAAAGUUGAGUUACAAUUAUUUAGAAAGCGAGGCAAAGUCAUGCUUCUUACUCUGCAGCUUGUUUCCAGAGGAUACUGACAUUCCUAUGAUGGCAUUGGUGAGAUACGGGAUAGGCCUCAGGUUGUUUCAAGAUGUGGACACUAUAGAAGAUGGUAGACACAGAGCACUUGCUCUUUUGAGUACUCUCGUAUCAUCUUUUAUGUUAUUGGAAAUUGAUGGAAAAAUUAAGAUGCAUGAUGUUGUCCGAGACUUUGCAAUACAUGUUGCUUGUAAAGAAGAGGCCAAGCAUAUCGUGAAAGCUGGUAUUGGACUACCAUACUGGCCAGACAAUGAUACUACAUUUCAAAAUUACACGAGGAUCUCGUUGAUGGAGAAUAAUAUUUGUGAACUUCCGGAUGGGCUAGAAUUCCCAAAACUAGAGAUUUUAUUGCUACAAUGGAAUUCAUAUAGAUCUCAAAUGCAAAUUCCUAACAAUUUCUUUCGAGGAAUGAAUGAUCUUAAAGUCUUAGAUAUGAGUGGCAAUAUUAUGUUUGCUGUGCCUCCAUCUAUUCAAUUGCUCACUACACUUCAAACACUCUGCCUUGAUUAUUGCCAGUUGGGUGAUGAUAUAUCAAUAAUUGGAACACUAAAAGGGCUCGAGAUUCUUAGUCUUUAUCGAUCUAAUAUUAAAGAGGUCCCGAGGCAUUUCACCCAAUUAACUCACCUCAAGUUAUUUGAUUUGAGAUUUUGUCAUGAUCUCACCCAAAUAUCGCCAGGUGUCAUAUCGAGUCUUCAUAAAUUAGAAGAGUUGUACAUCGGAACAGCUUUUACUCAUUGGGCAGUUGAAGGAGAAGACAAUUCAAGAAACAAUGUUAGCCUUUCAGAGCUAAAAUCCUUGUCUCAAUUAACCAGUUUGUGUCUUUCAGUCCCAAAUGCCAACAUGAUUCCCGAUGACUUGAGAUUUGAAAAGCUGAUAAGGUUUGAGAUAACAAUAGGCACAAUUGCCUAUGGUGGAGAAUCAUUCCAGAAAACCUUGAGGCUCACAUACGAUACGAGAUUGUGCGGGCCGGUAAAGGUUUUGCUAAAAAGAUCAGAAUUCCUACUUUUAAGAGAUUGCAAAGGUUUGAAGAAUAUUCUAGAGGACCUAGACCGUGACGGUUUUGAUCAAUCGAAGUCUUUGGACCUCCACUUUUGCCAUGAAAUGAAAUAUCUCCUAGACAUGAUUGAUGGAGCUCCAAGAGUAUCAGCUCCCUUCCGCAAUUUAGAAGAAUUGACGGUUUGUUGUCUUGCCAAUUUCAGUGAAAUAUGCCAUGGCCAACUCCCAAAUGAGUCAUUCAGUAACUUGAGAUCUGUCAAUUUGUCUUUUUGUCCCCAGUUAGGACUAUUAUUUCCACCGUCACUGAUACGACGGCUUGUCUACCUCCAGCGUCUGGAGCUCCAUUAUUGCAGUAAUCUAGAGGAAAUCUUUGCAAUGGAAGGGAAAGAACAAAUAGGAAAGAGUCUCAGCACAAGUGCCUACUUGCAAAGCUUGACUGAUGUUACUUUCUGCGAAUGUGAUAGGUUAAGAAACAUUUUCUCCGUCACCAUUGCUAAAGGUCUAGUGCAACUCAAACAACUCUAUAUAAGACGUUGUGCAAUGGUGGAAGCAGUAGUCGAAGAUGAGAAAGGAGAGGAAACAGUAUUAUCAAUUGAUAAGAUUGUGUUCCCUCACCUGUAUGAGAUACAUCUUGAAAAAUUGGACAGUCUCACUUGUUUCUUCACAGGUUGUUAUGCUGUCGAAUUUCCAUUAUUGGAAGAAUUGCUGAUAUAUGAUUGUCCCAAAAUGGAGACUUUUGGUCAUGGUGUUCAAAUGACACCCAACCUGCAGAAAGUGUAUGGUGAAUAUGAUGAUGAAAGGAUUUGGAUGGGUGACCUCAAUGCCACUGUCCAACACAUCUUCAACCGAAAGGCAGAGUCUUCAGAACAUGGUACCCAAUCGCCCCAUCUCCACAUCCUACCUAUUUGAGUUAUUGUAUACUUGGCACCUAUCAGUGGGAGUUUGUUCGCGGUUUCUGGAGGCGAUAUAUGUAUGAUGCGAAUUUAUUGCUGGAAGUCAUUGUUCCAUUCUAUACAUCUUCCUUGGCGUGUGGUGGGACAUUGCUUUGGGCAUAAUUAGCAUGAUAUUUGCUGCUACCUAGAAAUUUUAGGUCAAUACAUAAACAUAGGCAGAAAAAAUAGUGUGUUGCUUAAUGUAUAUUCCAUACUUGUAUUUGUAUAUUUGCUGCCAUGGAUAUUAGUUCUGUAUGUAUUGUAUGUACUGCGAUGAGUGUUUUUUGGUACUAAUAAAUUUAUCUUGUGGUGUGGUGUGGUGUGGUGUGAACAUGGUAUUUUUAUUUGAGAGAAGGAAUAGACAUGCAGGAAAUAAAUACUCUGAAUUUAUUUUUAAAUACAAUGUCUGAAAUUUAUUGACACUACUCAAUAAGAAAACAGAAUAUAAUUACA